AGUUGCUGGCAUACUAGCUGGCAUGGUAGCUGGAGGGUCACUGGCGUUUGGCAACUGGAAUUGGCAAGUUACUGGUGCCCAUCGUUUACACGACGCAAGUUACUAUAAAUGUAUUGGCACAUAGCUAUUAAUUUGUGAACCUAUAAUGCAGUAGUGCUUUUGCAGUUAACAUAAAUAAGCUUUAUAGCAUAAAAUACAUUUUUUAAGUACUUUAAUUUCAUUAUGGCAGAAACAGCUAACAUCAUUGCUUUUAAAAAAGCAGUGCGUUCUAUUUCUAUAUUGUUGUGUGACGAGCUAUUGGAAAUAUGUGAAGAGGAAUCGAAGAAGAAAAAACGAAAAGUUUGGAGAUUUGAUGGAUAAAAAAAAAUGUGGAGCAUCACAAACAAUUAUAAAAGAACUGCAUGACAAUGACCCACAAGAAUUUAGAUCUAUGAUUAGGCUAACACCAGAACAAUUUGAAGCGUUGUUGAUUAUGAUAAGUCCAAUCAUUACCCUUGAAGACACUUUUAUGCGCGACGCUCUACCGGCCAGGCUAAAGCUAGAAAUGACAUUAACAUUAAAUUUCUAGCUUCAGGAAUAAAUUUCAGAAUGUUGUCAAUUAUGUUUCGUGUUUCUAAAUCAUCUAUUUCAAAUAUGAUUCCUGAUGUGUGUGAUGCCAUCUACUCAGUUUUGAAAGAUUACAUAAAAGUGCCAACUUUAAAAGAAUGGCAGAAAAUUCAACUUGGAUUCAAUGAAAUAUGGAACUUUUCUGGAUGUUGUGGAGCUAUUGAUGGAAAGCACAUAGUAAUUAAAGCACCUCCAAGUGCAGGGAGUGAAUACUACAAUUACAAAGGCACAAACAGUAUUGUUCUUCUUGGUAUAGUCGACCACAACUAUUGCUUUAGUUAUAUUGAUGUCGGAUCCUAUGGACGAAAUGCAGAUGGUGGUGUAUUUCAACAGUGUGACUUAUAUCCUUUACUGGAAAAUGAGUCAUUAUUACCCAAAGGAGGAGUUCUAGUGGGGGAUGAUGCCUUUCCCUUAAAAACCUACCUUAUGAAACCAUAUUCGAAGAUCAAUUUGACAAAGGAAGAAAGAUUAUACAAUUACAGAACUAGUAGAGCCAGGAGAAUUGUUGAAAAUGGUUUCGGCAUAUUAGCCAGUCGCUUUCGUAUUUUUGGUCAGCCUAUAGCAGUAAAAGUUGAAACUACCAUAAAAAUAGUAAAAGCUACAUGUGCUAUACACAACUAGUUGCGAUUAACUACACCUGCUUCUUACACACCACCUGGAUGUUAUGACUAUGAAGAUAUUGUAAAUUCUACAAUAGUACAGGGGGAGUGGAGGUCUGAAAUAUCUAAGAUGCCAAGUAUUUUGCGUACACGAAAUUACAAUAGGCCAAAGAAAAUUGCACAACAAGUAAGAGAAACAUAUAAAGAGUAUUUCAACGGAGAAUGGGCAGUUGAAUGGCAAGAUAGAAUGAUAUAGUAUUAUAGUAAAUAUAAUAAAUGUAAUAUAAUAUAAUAUAUAAAUAUAAUAUGUAUAAAUAUUAAUGUAAUAUUUGACUAUAACAAAAUUGUGAAUAUUUAAACUUUAAAUGUGUUUUAUUAAAUACUUAUUUGUUAGUUAAGUAUUUAAUAAGGUAUUAAGUAUAAUAAUUAUUUUGAUUUUAAAUAAACUAAUGAAAACUGAAUUAUGGUUU
Messenger RNA from Metopolophium dirhodum (rose-grain aphid), 1675 nucleotides. RefSeq lists its product as uncharacterized. Lineage: Eukaryota; Metazoa; Arthropoda; Insecta; Hemiptera; Aphididae. The record is from RefSeq and is a predicted model, not a curated record. The coding region runs from base 589 to 1227 and encodes 212 amino acids. The transcript is spliced from 2 exons.